Messenger RNA from Caenorhabditis briggsae, 1149 nucleotides. Lineage: Eukaryota; Metazoa; Nematoda; Chromadorea; Rhabditida; Rhabditidae. Gene Ontology annotation, biological process: DNA strand elongation involved in DNA replication; DNA replication; DNA synthesis involved in UV-damage excision repair. Gene Ontology annotation, cellular component: delta DNA polymerase complex; nucleus. The coding region runs from base 1 to 1149 and encodes 382 amino acids. The record is from RefSeq and is a predicted model, not a curated record. Gene Ontology annotation, molecular function: DNA-directed DNA polymerase activity. The transcript has 3 exons.
AUGGAAAAUUAUACCAAAAUACUUGAUGAUGUUUGCGAUCCUCUCACAGUCCGCAAGUUCGCAGAACAGGCUUCAUUGUCGAGAAAAGACGCUAUAAGUGCGUUGGAAAAGUACAUUGAAGCUAAAGGAGAGCCUGUCUGGGCCCUCUAUGAAGUCAGUGGAGUUGUUGAUUCUAGCGAAUAUCCUUUUCUUCCGGAAGGAGAGAAUAUACUUAAACAUGUAGUUGUUCCUGGAUCAGCGUUGGAGGAAACUAAGAAGAGAUUUGAUGAAGUUAUCUCGACAUGCUUGCAUAGUAUUCAACGUUCGAAUCCCAAAGAAACUCGUGUCUAUGGACGUUCGUGGGCAGAUAAUGACGACUUGCAAGGGAAAACUUUUUCAGUCCAAUUUCAACCUAAGAAAGCUGUGGAAACCCCAAUCGUCGAAGUGAAAAAGGAAAAAAGUGCAGAGCCCGAGCAAAAACCAAGUACUUAUUCCACUUCUAAUGCAAAGACUGAUGCAAAGAAGGGUACCAUCGUUCCACUCAAAAAACAAGCCAAUAUCAGCAGUAUGUUCUCCAAAAAGAAGAUUGCGGAAAAGGAGAAAUCAGCAUCCCCACCACCAGCCGAACCAGAGAAGAAGACUCGGAAGCGCCCUAAGAUAGAGAUAGAUGAGCCAGAAGAACCAAUGGAAGUUGUGGAAGAAGAGAGAACUCCUGAAAAGAAAACACCGUCUCGGCACAGCGACGAUGAUCUACCUUCCUCCAGAGAGCAGAGUGUGGAGAAGGAGAAGUCACCACCGGCUAAACGGCAAAAAAAGACAGUGAAUGACGAAAAUAAGAAGGCGAAGCGGCGAUUGAUAGUACCAGAAUCGGACGAAGAAGAAGAAGAAGUCAAGAAACCUAAGAAUGCUCGAAUGGAGAUAAACAAAGAAGAGAAAUCGAAGAAGCCGGAGGAGCGUCGCAGAACGACUAGAAUUGAAAAGAUUGUGGAAACCUAUGUCGACGAAGAUGGGUAUUUAGUAUCAAAGGAAGUUCAAAAGGCUGUCGAGUGCUCGCCACAGAAAGCAUCACCAGAAAAGCCAAAAGCCAAAAUGAUCACCGCUCCGAUUCCCGGCGCUGCAAAAGUCCCGAAGAAGAAUUCUACGAUCACUUCGUUCUUCAAAAAAGCAUAA